AUGAAAUGUAUCGACACUUCAGCACGACACCCAAGACGGGCGCAAGUGACGAGCUACUACGAUCCCCUGGAAUAUAUCAUCGAUAUACCGGACUCGCCGCCAGAAGCGCCUAGUCGAAGGAAGAAGGAGAACCGGAAGUUCAAGUGUCGAUUCUGUAACUACUUGGCGACAUCGGCGAGCAACAAAGAUAAGCACGAGAGGGUCCACACAAAAGAGAAAACGAUGCAGUGCGCGUAUUGUGACUAUGCGACAGCUGACAGCAGCAACUACAACAGACACCUACGGAGGAAGCAUAAUAUUCACGAGCUGGAUCGGAACGUUCCGAUGUCGCCCGAUGAUUCCCAGGAGUGCAUCCGGUGUCCGUAUUGCGAACAAACUAGCGGCAACAUGGAGAGUUUCGAGGUACACGUCAGGGUUAAGCAUAAUGGAGGCUGA
This is a messenger RNA of Galendromus occidentalis (western predatory mite), 435 nucleotides long. RefSeq names its product RE1-silencing transcription factor B-like. The record is from RefSeq and is a predicted model, not a curated record. Bases 1 to 435 code for a protein of 144 amino acids. NCBI's taxonomy places the organism in Eukaryota, Metazoa, Arthropoda, Arachnida, Mesostigmata, Phytoseiidae. Gene Ontology annotation, biological process: positive regulation of transcription by RNA polymerase II. The transcript has 2 exons. Gene Ontology annotation, cellular component: nucleus.